AUGUUGGCCACUUUCCAAGGGCGACCAGGUCGUCGCUACAUUAGCCUUUUUCUUCUCAUCGCCAUCACAUGGUUUCUUGUCCACAACUUUCGUCCAUAUGAACGUUACCGCACCGUCAGAAUAGGCACCUACAACUACCUUCCCAGCAGCUAUGAUUGGAGCAAGCAGCAGAUCUUCCACCCCGUCGACGACAUCAAGAGUCCCCCAAACGGCACAUUCAAGCUACUGCCCAAUAUUCAGAAGGAACGCCCGAACGGCUACACCGAAGACAACGAGACGACUGCUAGAAAGGCGGCCAUCAAGCAGGCCUUCACCAAGAGUUGGGAGGCUUAUAAGAAGCAUGCGUGGGGCUGGGACGAGCUGGCGCCAGUCUCUCUCAAGGGCAAGACCACCUUUUCUGGCUGGGCCGCCCAGAUUGUCGAUGCUCUCGACACUCUCUGGAUUCUUGACAUGAAGGAUGAGUUCAAAGAAGCUGUCCAAAUUGUUGCCAUGAUCGAUUGGGCACGCACUGGUGAUAGCUACCUCAACCUGUUCGAGGUAGCUAUUCGUCACCUUGGUGGCCUCCUCUCUGCCUAUGAGCUCUCUGACGAAGCUGUCUUGCUCGGCAAGGCCAUUGAGCUAGGCGAGAUGCUCUAUGCCGCAUUCGACACCCCCAACCGCCUGCCAUCUCACUGGCUUUACUUCAAGUCUGCGAAGAACGGAGAACAGCAAGCCGAUGAAGAGAUGUCUGGUGCUGCAGGCGGCUCAAUGUGCCUUGAGUUCACUCGUCUGUCCCAGAUUACUGGCAACCCCAAGUACUAUGAUGCCACGGAGCGCAUUAAGCAGUUCUUCUACCGCAAUCAGGACAAUACUAAAAUCCCCGGUUUGUGGCCACAUGUCAUGAACUACCGUGAGGAAAACGUCGACGACGAUCGCUUCACCCUUGGAGCUGGCGCAGAUUCACUCUACGAGUACCUACCCAAGAUGCACGCUUUGUUGGGUGGCCUAGAUUCCGAAUAUGUUGAGAUGACCACCAAGGCUCUUGAUACCGCCACUAAGCAUCUGCUCUUCAAACCUCGUAAUCCCAGUGACCUGGAUAUACUGAUGUCAGGCAACGCAGUGCCAGGCGAUGAUGGCGCCAAGCCCAAGCUUACCGCUGAAAUGCAGCACUUGACAUGCUUUAUUGGCGGAACUUAUGCCCUGGCCGGUAAGCUUCUUUCACGGACUGAUCUUGUCGACCUCGGUUCUCGCCUAACAGCUGGCUGUGUUUGGGCAUACGAUGCUUUCCCCACGAAUAUCAUGCCCGAGAUUGCUGAGCUUGAAGCAUGCGAGUCUAUCACCAGCAAAUGCCGCUGGAGUGAUAAACCUGUGGAGAAAAAGGACAAGCUACCCGAGGGUUUCGUCCGAGUCCGCAACUCAGAAUACAGACUGCGCCCCGAGGCUAUCGAGAGCGUCUUCUACAUGUGGCGUAUCACAGGCGACGAUGUUUGGCGUGCUGCUGCUUGGCGUAUGUGGGACAGCAUCGUCAAGCAGACUGAGACUCAGGAGGCCUUUGCUACAAUCACUGAUGUCAACAGAAAGGGUAGCGACAAGCGCGAUAACAUGGAGACUUUUUGGAUGUCCGAAACGAUCAAGUACUUCUACCUCACUUUUGAGGAUCCCAACGUCAUCAACUUGGACGAAUGGGUGCUCAACACCGAGGCACACCCCCUUAAGCGUCCCAAGGGCGAGGAGCCUGAGGCUCCUAAGAGAAAGACAUCGUGGUGGAAAUUCGGCCAUUAA
Molecule: messenger RNA, 1761 nt
Organism: Fusarium poae
Lineage: Eukaryota; Fungi; Ascomycota; Sordariomycetes; Hypocreales; Nectriaceae
Exons: 2
Coding region: 1-1761 (586 amino acids)
Biological process (GO): N-glycan processing; carbohydrate metabolic process
Cellular component (GO): Golgi membrane; endoplasmic reticulum
Molecular function (GO): mannosyl-oligosaccharide 1,2-alpha-mannosidase activity; calcium ion binding
Source: RefSeq, a predicted model, not a curated record